This is a messenger RNA of Adineta steineri, 1772 nucleotides long. The record is from the annotation of a GenBank genome assembly. Lineage: Eukaryota; Metazoa; Rotifera; Eurotatoria; Adinetida; Adinetidae.
UCUCCAUUAUCAGUUGAUAUUCUUCAACAAAUCUCAUUAAUUCUUAAAGAACAAGAUAGUGAAUGUUUAUGUUCAUUUGUACACAAAUCAUAUGAAUCAUUAUUAGUAGUUGAACGAUGGGUGUGGAAAGUACUCAGUAGUCAUUACUAUGAUAAAUGGAUCAAUGAAGAAUAUUAUCAAGAGUUCUUUUAUACUAUUGCAUCAUUCAACAAGGACUUAAUCUUCAAUAAUGGUGAUGUUAAAGUUGAUACGAAAGGAUCUCUUCUUUUCUGUGUCAGUAUUGAUCAAAUGAAUGAGGUAUUUGCAAAGCUUGACCGAAGUAAUGACGAUAACAACCCAUUUAUUAAUAUUAUCAGUUUGUGGUUGGAUAAUUAUUCUUAUUUUCUGUAUGAUAAUCCACAGUAUAAUAUACCACCAAUUAUUGAUUAUAUUGGUCGACAUAUUACAGUUAAAUAUUUUAUGAGCAAGCAAUAUAAACUAUAUUUGACUGAACUUCGACAACCAUACUUAAUCCAAUCUGUAUUCACAGCUAAAUUCUUAUUUUAUAUAAAAACAUGUUCAUUUUAUUUAUAUGCAUAUUUGUUUAUAUCUAUAAGAUCUUCUAAUUCUCCUUACACAGCUGAUGAAAUGAUUCGUUAUUUGUACGAAGAUUACUUAGAAAUAAUUCAUGUUCAUAGUUAUAAUGUAAUGUCCUGGAAUAAGGAACUGCUUGGUUGUAUUGCACAACUUGUUGGAUUAAUGGGGGUAUUGUGCUGGUGGGAUGGACAACAACGAACGCAGUUGAAGAUACUCUUUUCUAAAGAACAAACAACAUGUGAUCAUGUAGAAGAUCUUACUCGCAUCAUUGCUCAUACACCAUUUUACAAACAAACGAAAUCUGUACGUUCAAAUGAUGUAACAAUUCUAAUGGAUACAAUAUUAAUGAUCUUAUAUGUAAUAGUCCAAACACAAAAUAUAAAUUGGCUUUUUCGUUCGAAUACAACAAUACGAGAUACAAUUAUAUCUGUAUCUGAGGCUGCACUAAAUGAUGAAGUUUGUUUGUGCGGAUAUUGUUUACUUGGUGAAGCUCUUGGAGAUGAUCUUCUGAAAGAUUUGAAAAUAGCUGAUAAUAUUAGUGAUUAUUUCUUGAAUAUGAUACAAGAAGCAUGGAAUAAUUCAUCGAACAAAUAUAAACCAAUACCCCUUGAAUAUUUACUAAGAGGUUUUCAAGCCCUAUCAAAAAAUGAUUCAAUACAACAACGAACCGCCAGUUCAAAUAAAAUACCACUUUUCAUUGAAAUGUCUGAGCAAUAUCCAAUUUUAUAUGAUAUUAUAUGGGCACUUUCAUUCAAUCAUGAUAUUCAACAACAACUUCGCUCGAAUUCAUCAUUCAUGUCUAAGCUGUCUCAUCUUGCUCAACAAGGUGGCAAUGAGCAAAUGCGUAAAAUUACUCAUGGUAUUCUUUGGAAUCUUGAAAUCAAUCAUCAAGAUAGAUCUAUAUCACAAAAUACCAAUCAAAAUACUUUUCAUAUUAUGAUUAGUUAUUCACAUAAAGAAAAAGUUCUCUGUAAACAACUCUAUGAUGAACUAACUAAAAAUGGUUAUCGUGUUUGGAUUGAUUUUGAUCAAAUGCAUGGAAAUGUCAUGGAUGCAAUGGCACAAGCUAUUGAUCAAUCAGAAAUCAUUAUAAUUUGUAUGAGUGAACAAUAUCGACAAAGUAACUAUUGUCGAGCUGAAGCACAUUAUGCAUUUCAGCGACAACGUCAAAUAGUUCCAGUUCUUAUGCAAAAACA